This is a messenger RNA of Durio zibethinus, 916 nucleotides long. Its product is annotated as ethylene-responsive transcription factor ERF017-like. Gene Ontology annotation, molecular function: DNA binding; DNA-binding transcription factor activity. Gene Ontology annotation, biological process: regulation of DNA-templated transcription. The record is from RefSeq and is a predicted model, not a curated record. NCBI's taxonomy places the organism in Eukaryota, Viridiplantae, Streptophyta, Magnoliopsida, Malvales, Malvaceae.
CUGAUCACUAUCAAGUCAGAGACUAUCGCUUCCCUUCCGUUCCCCUCCCUAUACGGUAAUAUAUAAACAGAGCCGCAAAUUCCCCUACCUCUCAAACUCUACAAAACAGCAAUCAAAUACUCUGCAAAGCAAACCAAAAACAUUAAUACAAUACUACUACCGAGUUCAAAGACAGAACCGAGAAAGAAAACUCAAGGAAAAGAAUAUGGUGAAACACAUAGGCGAGAAACCUGCAGCUGAGAUAAGCGAUUUGCGAUUCAAGGGUGUUCGAAAGCGAAAAUGGGGGAAGUGGGUGUCCGAAAUCAGACUACCCAACAGUAGGGAAAGGAUUUGGUUGGGAUCUUAUGAAACGGCCGAGAAAGCAGCGCGUGCAUUCGACGCUGCUCUUUUUUGCUUACGCGGCCGCUCUGCUAAGUUCAACUUCCCUGAUAACCCACCAGAUAUAGCCGGUGGUAGGUCUUUAACACCACCCGAAAUCCAAGCCGCUGCAGCCCGGUUUGCUAACUCGGAGCUUCCCAGGACCCAUUCGGAGCAGUCCACCUCUGGGGACUCACUCUCGAUUUCAGACGGGACAGUUCAGUUGGACAGUGAGUUGCCUAUGGACGGGUCGUUUCUCGAUCUUUUGACAAUGGGUUCAGGUAAUUACGCUUCGGAUUAUGGGAUAUUACCUGGAUUUGAUGAUUUUUCAAGUGAUUUUCUGGGAUCAUCAGUGCCCAACUUCGGCGGUGAAGACGAUCAUUUUGAUGGGAUUUUAGGUCCAGCGUCUUUUCUUUGGAAUUUCUAAAAGGGGUCAGCCUAAGUUGGGAAUUUUAGUAUCUAGAUUGGAUCCGGAUAUAUGGAAGGGCCGGGGCCAAUUUUUGUACAGCCCAUUUUUUUUCUCAUUAAAAAAAAAUUAUUAAUAUUAUGAAUAACUUUU